Tripterygium wilfordii is the source of this 731-nucleotide messenger RNA. Its product is annotated as uclacyanin-3-like. Gene Ontology annotation, cellular component: plasma membrane. The record is from RefSeq and is a predicted model, not a curated record. NCBI's taxonomy places the organism in Eukaryota, Viridiplantae, Streptophyta, Magnoliopsida, Celastrales, Celastraceae. The transcript is spliced from 2 exons. Gene Ontology annotation, molecular function: electron transfer activity. Bases 53 to 619 code for a protein of 188 amino acids.
UUUCAUUGUCAUUGUCUUUUGUAUCUCUUCUGGUUAUAUUAUUUAUACAUAUAUGGCCAUGGCUAUCACUGCUCUCCUUGUUCUCCUGGUAGCCGCUCCGGCAGUCCAGGCGGUGGACCAUAUCGUCGGUGACUCCCUCGGCUGGACCCAAGGAUUUGAUUACUCCACCUGGGCUGCUGCUCAAACAUUUACUGUUGGAGACAAUUUAGUGUUCAACUAUGAUAGCAGCCACCAAGUAUCCGAAGUGUCUUCCACAGACUACACCAGUUGCAGUUCAAGCAAUUCAAUCAAAACCUACAAUGAUGGAAACACAAAAAUUGCUUUAAACAAGGCUGGCUCUUUGUACUUCAUAUGUCCUGCAUUAGGUCAUUGUGGUGGAGGCAUGAAGGUGUCUGUCAAUGUUGUGGCUGCCGCCUCCAGUGACACCCCCUCCCCCGGUAGCUCCACACCCACCACCCCCGGGACUACUACUCCUUCAACCACGCCCGGAACCACCACAUCCUCGCCGUCGACACCAUCUACAGUACCGGCCCAUAGUGGAGCUAUUGGUGUAUUUGGGCACAUGAAUGUUUGGUUGAUGGGUGUGUUAGGGACCAUAGUUGUUGCAUUCAUGGUCUAGGAAAGAGGCAGUGCUGUAUUUGUUGUAUUGUUAAUUUGUUUCUUUCAUUGGAUACUUGUGUGAAUUUUAUUAAGAUAUGUGCAAAUUUGUUACCCUUUUUACCCCUUUACAA